GAGCCUCUGGUAAUCAACUUCCCCCACCAUAUGAUACCUAUGACUCUCAGACCGAAACUUUCUGAGGCUUCCACUCUCUCUUCUGCUCCCACGCACGCUCACUGCAGGCCGGGUCAGCGGUUAUCGCCAAGAGUGGUUCUUUUCACGUGCUAAAAUGGCCGCGAUAUUUUGAAAAAAAGUCUACGGGCUAAAAACACCAAAAUGCCGGUGUCUACUGAGAAAGCCACCCAUGGACAAGAAGAAAAGGAGUUUGAAUGGAUUGGAGAAGGAAUAAGUGAAGAUGGCUACGUUUAUUUCAAGAAGUGCAGUAUUAAGGGCACUGUGAUAACAACUGGUUGCUAUGUGCUGAUUAAUUCAAGUGCAGACUGUAUGGUUGGCAAGUUAGAGGCGCUAUACGACCGUGGACCAUACCCUGACCGCCACCGUGCGGAGAUCCACUGGUUAUUCCAAUAUGAUGAGCUCACUCCAGAUGUUAAGUUGAAGCUGAAGGCUGUAGAAGGUGAACUCUUCCUUCCGUGCAACCGUCCUGACCAGAAGCCAAUCUAUGGAAGUGUAGAGAAUCUAGAUGCUGAGACAAUAAUAGAGGAGGCAACAGUGAAGUUUAUAGGAGUGAAGGAAGAAAUCCCUGAUAACAAUGAGAAAAAAAAUGGGAGAGUGUUUUUUGUUAGGUAUGGAUUUGAUAGAAAUGGUGGUAUAUAUCAAGCGAAAGACAUGGUAAAGAUGCUUGAAGAUGUAACACAACAAGACAUGAACAAUAACAAGGCCAUCACUCCAGCAUUCUCCAAGACACCAAUAGCUAGAGCUUAUAAAGAGAAAGCCUGGAGGGUUGGUACCCCUAGAAUGAGAAGGAAGUCUAAUGGUGCAUUUGAACUUGAUGAAUUAAAGGUUGUUUUAAAGGUGAUAGAUAAACACAAGCUUGGGGCCGCUCCAGCAACUAAAACCAGACAAAAGCAAGAACAAAACAAGGAGAAUGGUGAAACACCAAGACAGGAAGUGCCAGCAAACAGACUUAUAAAAACUCCUUUAAGCCGAAGAGAGAGCACAAAACCAACUGAAAAAACUGGAUCGCAAACUCCAGGGAACAGAAAUACCAGGCAACUUGUGUCAAAAAGUGACAAAGGACAAACCAUAAGAAAUACUUCUAAACGAAAAGCCAGCAAAAGUAUCCCAGAAGAGAGCACAGUGGUGUCCAAGAAAAGUAAAGCAAAAGGACAACAAUCUGCUAAGUCAGACCAAAGGACCAGGCAGAAAAAAGGAAAAACUGAAAUAAAAUCUCCCAGGCAGAGAUUUGGUACAACUGAAGUCCUAGAAAUAUUGUUAUCUGAUGAGCCCAACAGCAGUCAUGAUGAUUAUUAUGACAAAGAUGAGUCAUUCAAAGUACAAGAUGCAGACAGUGAUAAUGAUGACGAUGAUAAUGAAAUGGAAGAUGACGAGGAUGAAGAAGAGGAAUUGGCAGAUGAUGAUGAUGAUGAUGAUGAUGUGUUCACCCCAGGCAAAGAAAAAGUGCCAAGAACCCCACAUACAGUGAAGGGGAAGCACAUAUCAUUUCGAACACCACAACCUUCAAAGACUUCUUCUAAGUCCUCUCGGACAUCUUCAAGAACUACCCCAGCUAGGGCUACCCCUUCUAGAAAGUCUUCCAGAACACCUUCCCAGACCCCUAGGAGCCAGCAAAGAAAGACACCAAAAGUGCCAACUGGGGAGAGAUCAAGUGCUAAGACCCCUAGUAGGGGAGGUGGCCGGAAAAGUAUACCCUCCACAUGCACCCCCAGCAUGCCUAGCAGACAACAGCCCUGUAAAACUCCAAGGACACCCCUACAGGAAGCCAGAACCAGACUGCACGUCUCUGCUGUACCUCCAUCCCUUCCAUGCCGUGAGGACGAGUUUUCAGAUAUCUUUGGGUUUGUUGAAGGGAAACUAACUGAUUCUGAAGGAGGAUGCAUGUACAUCUCCGGUGUGCCAGGCACAGGGAAGACUGCCACUGUACAUGAGGUCAUCCGACUGCUGUCUGAAUCCAUGGAAGACGAUUUUUGCUUUGUUGAGCUCAAUGGAAUGAAGAUGACGGAGCCCAAUCAGAUCUAUAGCAUGCUACUCAAGAAACUUACGGGACAGAAAGCCACCCCUGCGCAUGCGUCAGAACUGUUAGAUAAGAUGUUCAGCAGUAACUCAUCACAGCGUGAUUGUGUCGUGCUUAUGGUGGAUGAGCUGGAUUUGCUCUGGACGCGUAAGCAGGGAGUCAUGUACAACCUAUUUGAGUGGCCAAGUCGGCGACACUCCAAGCUGAUAGUCCUCGCUAUCGCUAACACUAUGGAUUUGCCGGAGCGCAUGAUGAUAAACAGAGUGCAGAGUAGAUUGGGCCUGACUCGGAUCACCUUUCAGCCGUACACGCAUGCUCAGCUGCAGCGAAUCGUGCUGUCCAGGAUUCAAGACCUGAAUGUAUUCGACCCCGACGCUAUGCAGCUCGUGGCUAGGAAGGUCGCAGCAGUAUCGGGAGAUGCUCGUCGAUGCCUCGACAUCUGUCGGCGUGCUGUCGAGAUUGCCGAUCUCCAGACCAGUAAAAAAGCCACUCCAAAGUCGAAGAAACCUUUAUCGUUGGUUGGGAUGAUUCACGUGGAUCAGGCCUUACAAGAGAUGUUCUCUUCGCCUAAAAUCAAAGUCAUGAUGAAUCUGUCAAUGUUUGAAGGUUUACUGAUGAAAGCAGUUCUGGCAGAAUUCAAACGAUCGGGCGUCGAAGAGGCUGCAUUUAGUGAGGUCUAUUGUCAGUUGGGAAAUCUUUGUAGACUGGAAGGGCUCACUCCGCCAUCCACUACUGAGGCCUCAAUAAUAACAAGUAGACUGGGCGCCACUCGUCUUCUAUUGGUUGAGCCCGGCCGUCUGGAUCAGCAGAGAAGGAUUCGUCUAAACGUGAAUCAAGAUGACGUCAUAUACGCACUGAGAAACGCUACUCUUGGUAAUUGACGAUAGCUACUUAUAGUUAAGACAGAGUAUUACACCCAAUAAACAGUACAGUUUUGAUAUAACGAUAAUUUCUGAGUAAAUAAUUUUGCACCCCAACAACUGUAGAAUGCUCGUAUAAAGGAAAUUAUUUUCUCAUAUCGAUGCAAUUUUCUUGUAAUAUCGUUAUAUCGAGGAUCUACUAGAAAUGAAGAAAUCACAUAAUUAAAAUCAUUUCAUUCAUUUGACUACUGCCACUCAAAUCUCUAUGAAAGUUAUUUUUGAUUGUACAAGUAAAGAUGACAAUAUGUGUAUAUAACGCGAAGACCUUCAUUUUAUAGACUACACGAGUAAAUAAAGUACUAUUUUUGUGUCA
Molecule: messenger RNA, 3310 nt
Organism: Nematostella vectensis (starlet sea anemone)
Lineage: Eukaryota; Metazoa; Cnidaria; Anthozoa; Actiniaria; Edwardsiidae
Product: origin recognition complex subunit 1
Exons: 14
Coding region: 202-2958 (918 amino acids)
Biological process (GO): DNA replication initiation; mitotic DNA replication checkpoint signaling
Cellular component (GO): nuclear origin of replication recognition complex
Molecular function (GO): DNA replication origin binding; ATP binding; ATP hydrolysis activity
Source: RefSeq, a predicted model, not a curated record